CUGCCUCGCCGGCUACUUCUUACUCCGCCUCCCGUUCCUUCUCCGUCGGCUGAUCCCGCGCCAGGUUUUCACUCUCGCCUCGCAGCGCCCCUCUCUUCCCUGUCUCUCUUCUCCCCGAUCCAAAGCGGAUUUCGAAAGGCUGCCCGCAACAGGCGGAGGCGGGCUCCGCGCCCUGGACGGGUCCGGGAGGCGGCGGCGGCAAAUGGGGAUCUGAAAGCGAGGAUGGCGAGGAGGAGGUGACUUUCCAGCUGCGCUCCGGAUCCCGGGUCCCGUCGCCACCCGGAGCGCCCAGAGUGCCAAAGGCGGACUUCCCAAGGAGCAAGCAGCAAACUGGAGGAAAAAGCAAACUGGAUCUGAGGGGAAAUGUGACAUUAGGAUUUCGUAUUCCAACUCCGAAGUAUCCUUAGUGAUCUUCCAGAAUGGAGGAACUUUAAAGCUUGGCACUGCCAGGACCUAGGAGGCACCGAACAGUUUGUAUUGGUCUGAAAAGAUGAAUCACACCAACUUCACGCCAGAAGCCGACGUGGCUGUCCGAUCCAAAACCAUCACCGAAAACAUGCUUAUUACCGUGUCUCUGUCCAUAAUUACAACCUUGACAAUGCUGCUGAACUCUUCCGUCAUUUCGGCAAUCUGCCUGACGAAGAAGCUGCACCAGCCUGCCAACUACUUGAUCUGCUCGCUGGCUGUUACAGACCUGCUUGUCGCCGUUUUGGUCAUGCCCUUGAGUAUCACAUACAUCGUGAUGGAAAGGUGGACUUUGGGAUACUUCCUGUGCGAGAUAUGGCUGAGCAUAGACAUGACCUGUUGCACGUGCUCGAUCCUUCACCUUUGCGUCAUCGCGCUGGAUCGAUACUGGGCCAUUACAAAUGCGAUCGAGUACGCCAGGAAGAGGACGGCCAAGAGAGCUGGAGUUAUGAUUGGCACAGUGUGGACAAUAUCCACGUGCAUCUCCAUGCCUCCUUUGUUUUGGAGAAACCACAGCGCCGACACCAAUUCCAGCGAGUGUCAGAUUCAGCACAACCACGUCAUCUACACCAUUUACUCUACGUUUGGGGCCUUUUAUAUCCCUUUGACCCUCAUAUUGAUUCUCUAUUACAGAAUCUACCACGCGGCAAAGAGCCUCUACCAAAAACGAGGGUCGAGCCGGCACCUCAGCAGCAGGAGCACCGACAGCCAAAACUCAUUUGCGAGUUGCAAGCUCACGCAGACCUUCUGCGUCUCAGACUUCUCCACAUCAGACCCCACCACGGAAUUUGAUAGGAUGCAUGCUUCGGUGAGGACCUCCCCCUUUGACAACGACCUGGAUUUGGUUGGAGACCGUCAACAGAUUUCCAGUGUGAGGGAGCGAAAGGCUGCACGCAUCCUGGGCCUCAUUUUAGGCGCCUUCAUUUUGUCUUGGCUGCCAUUUUUUAUCAAGGAGCUCGCUGUGGGCCUUCAGCUUAGCACCGUAUCGGCGGAAGUGGCUCACUUUCUGACGUGGCUGGGUUAUGUGAAUUCUCUUAUCAAUCCUCUCUUGUACACUAGUUUUAAUGAAGAUUUUAAACUUGCCUUUAAAAAACUCAUUAGAUGCUGGGAACACUCUUAAAAAUGAUUGUGGACAGCUACCAUGUGACUUAUUGGCCUUAAAUAUGAGCUGUGGGGGAGGGAGGGAGGGGAUAUCUGAAACUGGAAACCUGUUUGAGUUUAUUUAUUUAUUAGCUUCGUUUGGAGGUUUUUUGCUCAUAAAAAAGGGCUUUGUUUUGCUUGUCUUUUUAACUUAAUUGCUCCUUAGCUUGUAAAUCUGUACUGCUGUUUUCUACCUCUCUGUACCAUGAGCAUAUGAGUUUCUAUACUAUGAGUCUGAAAUACAUUUAAUUACACAGGCCUCUCCCCCCCCUCUUAUUUUAAGACGACACAUGCAAAAUAAAGAGCCCCGUUCAAAAGUUGUAUUGCUGCCACUUCUGAUAAAUGAAUAGCCCUAUCCCCCUUCCCAGGCACACUGACACUUCAGCAUAGCAGCCGUUAUUUACAACAGAGGGCCUAGUACACAGACCCACUCCUCGUUCUUGCUCAAACUAGCCUAGCCUGAAUGUGAUCUGGUGCCUCUCCCUGUAAACAUUGGCUGACAUGCCAUAGGGGAUGGGAGUGAACCCACUUCUAAAGCACAGCUGUGCCUAUGAGAGAGAAUACCUUAUAAUUUCUUUCAAAAAUUGUAACUAUACAGACAGGCAUGCUGUAUAUGUGGUCAUAUCCAAAGCAGCCAGCCUCUUCUUGCAAAAACUUUCACCUGUGCAAUGGAACUUCCUGUCAGGACUGGCUCCAGGUUUUGGGGGGCCCUUAGCCCUCCUCUUCCUCUUUGACCCCCCUCUCCCUCUUGGCCCCAACCAUGUGACCAAACUUUAUACAGGCAGGAGAGAGUUUUAGGACACGAUAACUGUACAUUGAUUAACAUUUCCACAUGCAGUGCUAUUUUUCUAGAAAAAGAGGUGCCAACACUCACCAUGAAUGCCUCGCUUGUUCUCUUAGAAUGCCAAUGGCACCUACCUGUGAGGUACCAGAACUUAGUUCAGGCCAGUUCCAGCAGAAAAAAGCCCUGCCUACACAGAAAUAAAUCCUUCUGUAUAUGGAGGGCCUGAUGAGCAGGUACAAGAUUGCAGCCGAAAUUGGUUAGUCUUGCAGGUGCUAGGCAGAACUGUUCACAAGAAACCUAAAAAGCUUCUAGAGUAGCCCCUCCACCCCAGGCUGUUCACUUCCACAUCUUUUUUUCAAGAAUGUGAAAUAAGGUGAAAGGAUAUUAGUGGCUUAGGACCUCAAAGACCAGGGUCCAAAUCGCCACUCAGUCAUGAAGUUGACUGGGUAACCCAGGGCUAGUCGCUGUCUCUCAGCUGAGACCUCACAGGGUUGUUGCGAGAAUCAAAUGGGGGAAGAGAAGAGGCAUGAAUGCAACCUUGAGUUCUUUGGAGGAAAGUUGGGGCAUCAGUAUAAUAAGAAGCAAAUAAAUAAGUCUGUCUCUACCCCGCAGGUCCCAAAAGCCUAAUAAUGGUCCCACUAAAUCCAAUAAGCCCAUAACAAGCUGGGGGAAAUAAUUUAAUCCUAGAAUUUAAAGAGACACGCCUUUGAAGAGAUACACAUAAUUGGGCACAUAACAAGCAGAAACGAAACAGGUGAGUUCCCCCUGGCCCAUGAGGCUCCAAACCAAGCAUAUUACCUGCCAGUAAGCCUCAUUCAACACAGUGGGAGUUACUUCUAAUUCAAUAUGCAUUGGAUUAUGUAAUGAUAGGUAGGUUUCACCUUAACAAUGUCUUCUGUGAAGUAGUGAAGGCAGGGAGGAGAAAGAGUUGUUAACCAAGAAUGCAUGCAUGUUUGUUUUCUCACCAGCAAGUGAACCAACUGCUCUUAAGCUCUCUCCAAUGGGUUAGGAGGAAUACCUGGAUAUGGGGGCUGAUGCUGGAGGGCAAAAGUAGCAAAAAGUU
Messenger RNA from Podarcis muralis (Common wall lizard), 3452 nucleotides. It is a transcript of the gene HTR1E, whose product is annotated as 5-hydroxytryptamine receptor 1E. Gene Ontology annotation, cellular component: plasma membrane. The record is from RefSeq and is a predicted model, not a curated record. Gene Ontology annotation, biological process: adenylate cyclase-activating adrenergic receptor signaling pathway; positive regulation of MAPK cascade. NCBI's taxonomy places the organism in Eukaryota, Metazoa, Chordata, Lepidosauria, Squamata, Lacertidae. Gene Ontology annotation, molecular function: G protein-coupled serotonin receptor activity.